GGUCGGUGAAUCUAUUGAAAGAUAUCCAGAAAAUGUCAAUUCCAUUGACUACUCUGAGUCUAUUUCUGACGGAUGCUCUCAUCCUUCAAACGUGUCUCACAAUUCCGACUCUCAUUAGCCUAUUCACUUCCGUCCCAUCCUUUCUAGGGAAGCGGACCUGGGCAGAUAUUUCUCAAUACCAGUGGAGUCUUCCAGCUUUACGCGACUUAUCACUGGUUGAACACAAGCAUAGAAGUUCAUGGUAUUCAUCGGAUGUUUGGCCAACUCACCCCUUCUAUAUCGAGCUAUUAAAGCGGCAUUUGCUAAACCUGCAAUCUUUACUCAUGCACCCUAUGACGACCCACGUAUACGACCCAAUGUCACCUCUAUGCUGGACGAAGAUGCCAAACUUGCAAGUUUUGGCUACGGAAUUCGGUAAUCGUCCGGCAGCUUUUCUUAGUCGACUUCACUUCUUGCCGAUAUCGAGGUCAGGUUCUGUCCGCCACCUGAUCCAAUUUGGCCAAUUUCCGGUUGGUAAUAGAGCAGAAACUGGGCUCUGCAGAUAUAUCCCCAUGUGUACCCGACUAGAAAGCGUUACGAUUGUGGAUUACGAUGUUGGGAAAUGGACAAGUGUAGAGACGAGCAAAGAGAUGGCUAAGUUUCGUGAUAUAUGUAGAGGAAGGGGUAUAACCGUAUGGGCACAGCGUGACGUCCAUUUUCCAAGACAACUUGUCCCA
Molecule: messenger RNA, 716 nt
Organism: Acaulospora colombiana
Lineage: Eukaryota; Fungi; Glomeromycota; Glomeromycetes; Diversisporales; Acaulosporaceae
Source: the annotation of a GenBank genome assembly